AAAAGCGCACACACACUACACACACCAGAAUUCCGAAUCCUCCAAAUCCGUCUGCAAAAUCCACACACAUAAAUCAGGAGUAGUAUAUUAAUAUUUUGCACCAAUCUGUAUUCCUCUGAUUUAUAUACAUAUAAUCAUAUAUAUAUAUAUAUAUAUAUAUAUUCAUCGUCUCAGCAUAAGCACAGUCUCUCUGAUUGGCUCAAUUAUUCAACGUGCCCUAGAUCCACACUCAAUACUAUAAUUUAUAUAUACGUAUACAUACAUACAGAUCUUCCGGCUUGCAUCUCUACUCCUCCGAUCUCCUUUUUCGAGCUCCUCGCUGCGUCUUUCAAUCAGGUAUUGUUUGUUGAUUUCGCCGGGCAAUGAAGAAUAGUUCUGUGGCUGAUUUUGUGAAUGAUGUGUUUCGUGGGAUUUUCUUUUUUGGUUGCCAUGUUUGUGGAAUGGGAGUGGAGACGAAGGGGUUCAUUUAAUGUGGGAGGGGGGAUACGUUGCUUGAGUUUGCCCGUGCUUAUAAAUGCUUCCUUUUUCAAUGAUUUUUCGAUAUCCGAGGAGAUUGCGUGCGCGUGUCGGUGGGAAGUGGGAUUGAUUUAGUGGUAAUUUUUGAUGUUUGGGGAUUCUGGAUUUUGACUCAAAAUUAGGUUUGUGUUGACUUUUUGGUUGCAAAGUUCUCCUUUCCCCCCCAUUCUGGCAAUAGAGUUUGGUCUUGGGGCGGCUUGGAAAAUUUGAAUCCGACGAGAUAUCAUCCUAACUUUACUUCUUUUGGGGCCAAAGUUUAUAUUCUCAACCUCAGUUUUUUGACUACGGGAUCUAAUGUCUGGGUACUGAUGUGAAGUACUGUUUGAUUUUCCCUUUAUCGCCCUCAUCUUCGAUGAGCCGAUCUCUAUCUUUUCAUUGCUGACUUACAUGUUUGAAAACUUUAUCCUUUGCUACACUGCAAAUCCACCCAGGCCCAGGAGGAUUAUUCUGUUACGAAUUCUACUGUUGGGUGCUUUUAUGAUAAGAUUUCUUCUCUUGUUUUCUCGUUUCUUGAUCUUGAGUUGGGGCAGCAUAGUUCAGUGGUAAUGAUGUGUUUCAUAUGUGAACUUCAAUUUUUUAGCGGAUCCAUUGUUCUGCGGCCUGCUUUAGGCAUAUAGGACGAGGGUACUCCUGUUCAUUUUGCACUUUGAGGAGAGGUGAAAGAAUACACAAACUAUUUGUAGAAGUGGACCUGUGAUGCAUAAUUUCUAGAUGAAGUCAGCUCAGGCAUGGCGGCUAGGCAUGAAAGACACGCAAAUAAUGCCAGCGCCUCGCCAACGUGGUCCGUUAAGAAAGCCAACAUGGAUUAUUGUGUUGGUGUCUUUAGUUAGCUUGUUCCUGGUUUGUGCUUAUGUCUAUCCACCUCAAAAUUCAGCAGCAUGCUAUGUUUUCUCAUCUCGUGGUUGUAAGGGCAUGCCUAGUUGGCUUCCACCUUCGCCUGCUAGAGAACUAACCGAUGAGGAAAUAGCUGCUCGUGUCGUAAUUAAAGAUAUUUUGAAUAUGCCUCCUGCUAUACAAACAACUCCAAAAAUUGCUUUCCUGUUUCUCACACCAGGUGCAUUGCCAUUUGAGAAACUGUGGGAUAAAUUCUUCCAGGGUCAUGAAGGUAGAUUCUCUGUCUAUGUACAUGCAUCCAAGGAUAAACCUGUACAUUUUAGCCGUUACUUUAUCAACCGGGAAAUUCGUAGCAGCUCGGUAGUAUGGGGAAAAAUUUCAAUGGUUGACGCAGAAAAGAGGCUUUUAGCACAUGCACUGAAAGAUCCUGGGAACCAACAUUUUGUACUGCUUUCGGACAGCUGCAUACCACUUCGUGAUUUUGAUUUUGUGUACAACUAUCUCAUGUACACAAAUGUGAGCUUUGUAGAUUGCUUCGAGGACCCUGGUCCACAUGGAAGUGGUAGAUACAGUGAAAAUAUGUUACCUGAAGUUGAGAAGAAAGACUUUCGUAAGGGCGCUCAGUGGUUCACAAUGAAGCGGCAGCAUGCUGUUAUAGUCAUGGCCGAUAAUCUAUACUAUUCCAAGUUCAAGGACUAUUGCAGGCCAGGCAUGGAAAAGGGACGCAACUGCUACUCUGAUGAGCACUAUUUGCCGACUUUUUUCUAUAUGCUUGAUCCAGUUGGAGUAGCCAACUGGUCAGUAACACAUGUUGACUGGUCUGAAGGAAAGUGGCACCCGAAGUCGUACAGGGCACUGGAUGUGACGUAUGACCUGAUGAGAAAUAUCACAUCCAUUUCAGACAGUGUGCAUGUUACAAGUGACGAAAGGAAGCAAGUCCAGAUUACACCAUGCCUGUGGAAUGGGAAUCCACGUCCAUGCUAUUUGUUUGCAAGGAAAUUUUUGCCUGAAACCCUUGAUAACUUAAUGCUACUUUUCCCCAAUUAUACGUCAAUUUGAGCGAGAGUGACUUCAGUACCGAUUCUUUGUGGAUUCAAGCGCAUCACACCCUUCGUCUCCGUUUCAGUUUUAACUUUCUGCUCUGGUAAAGCACUGUGAAGAUGGCUUCUUUCGGAUUGCAAGCAAAGGGUAAGUGGCAGAAAGUGAUGGAAGUCGUCGUCGAAAAGAAACUGAAAGUGAAGACAGGGCCGGUGUUGCCUCCUUGGGGACAACCAUUUGAUGUUUAAUUUUUCCCUCAAUUUGGGCUAUUUAUGUUACAUUGAAACUCUAGGGACUUAGGGCAGCAUCCUACUACAGCUGAUCCUUAGUUUUGUAGAAGUUGAAUUAUCAAGUUGCAAAUAUGGCCUUGGCGGAUACAGUUUCUCUCCCUCUCUCUCUUAUAAUUGUUUUAUUAAAUUUUUGUCAGGUUUCUUCAUUUUCUUGGUAGAAUGAAGAGACUUAAUUAUUAGCUGUAAGAAGAUACCUACUUACACAUUUGUGACUUCAGUUCAAUCAGUCAGUGGUGGUUAAUAUCCUCUGUUUUAAUUA
Salvia miltiorrhiza (redroot sage) is the source of this 2937-nucleotide messenger RNA. Its product is annotated as glycosyltransferase BC10-like. Gene Ontology annotation, cellular component: membrane. Gene Ontology annotation, molecular function: glycosyltransferase activity. The record is from RefSeq and is a predicted model, not a curated record. The transcript has 11 exons. The coding region runs from base 1228 to 2409 and encodes 393 amino acids. Lineage: Eukaryota; Viridiplantae; Streptophyta; Magnoliopsida; Lamiales; Lamiaceae.